Molecule: messenger RNA, 1525 nt
Organism: Hevea brasiliensis (rubber tree)
Lineage: Eukaryota; Viridiplantae; Streptophyta; Magnoliopsida; Malpighiales; Euphorbiaceae
Product: protein WVD2-like 2
Exons: 7
Coding region: 215-1315 (366 amino acids)
Biological process (GO): microtubule cytoskeleton organization
Molecular function (GO): microtubule binding
Source: RefSeq, a predicted model, not a curated record
UCGAGCCUCUCGCUACAUUUUUGCUUCUUUUUUUAUUUUUGGAGAGAGAUAGAGAGAGAAACGGGGAGAGAGGAAGAGAGAAGCUCGAGAUCCUGUCAGAUCGGACCGGAAUUGUAAGAAAUCUCUUCAUAUUCUUACUGUUUUGGGUUUGUUUCUUCUUGGUGAUGGCUCUGUUUUCUUGAAAAAAAGCAAUGUGGUUCGAUCUAUAAGUGUGAUGGGACUAGAACUUGCAGAUGAGGAAAUGGAUAGGAAGCCAAAUGGUGCCGUAGUGAAGUCAAAUGGUGUCUCUCAUGAUAAAGUUAAUGCUCUUCCUAAAACUUCAGGACAUAGUGUGGAAGCAAAGGACUAUGAGGAGAAGGAAUGCACUGCAGAAGAUUCAGUUAUUCAGAACCAUAACCAGAAACAAGAUGUGCUUGGCAUCAAAAACACAAAUUUUAACCCUGAUCAGGCUGAGGGUAAAAAUGAAAAGCCUGGAGCUCUGAAGUCGAAUGAUGAUAAAAAUUCAAGUUUUCCUGCUUCAAAAUCCGGUGGAGCGAGAUAUGCACAGGGACAGCAUACUAUCCCCCAGCCAUUUGCUCUGGCAACUGAAAAACGUGCUGGUGUGAACACUUCAAAAAAUGGGAAUAAUUUGAGUUCCCCUAUUGCUACAAAGAAUUCACAGCCUAAUUCACCUUCUACAGCAAGGAAGCCAUUGAACCCUGAUAAUAAGAAGCUUCCUGAUGAAGAAGAUAAUUGUUCUGUUGCGUCCUCAGCUGCAUCAGUGAGAACUGUUAAAUCUAUAACCAUUGGAACAGCUCCUACCUUUAGAUCUACCGAACGUGCAGAGAAAAGAAAGGAGUUCUAUGCAAAACUAGAGGAAAAACACAGGGCUUUGGAAGCAGAGCGAAACCAGGCCGAGGCAAGGUCCAAGGAAGAGCAUCAAGCAGCCAUCAAGCAGCUUAGAAAGAGCAUGGUGAUUAAAGCAAAACCUGUUCCUAGUUUCUACUAUGAGCCACCUCCACCUAAGGUUGAACUCAAGAAGCUGCCAUUGACUCGACCGGUGUCACCAAAACUAAACCGGAGAAAGAGCUGCAGUGAUGCAAUUCAGUCAUCUAAAGAUGACGUGGGGAAACAUUGUGCUCGGCACAGCAUGGGUAACCACAAAGAAGAUUUGAAUAUCGCUGCCACAGCCAAAACUAAGGUUCAGAACAGUGCACAGAACAUUAACGGCACUCGCAAGGCCAAGGACAGAUCUAAACAGGAGCAUGUUACAGCAAAAGUUGUUCCUGACAAGAUAAUUGAGGAGACAAAAGAAGACAUCACGGUUGAGUCAUAAACAGCUGGUUUUUACGAACUCUUUUAAGCGAGGGAAACACCUUGAAUUCCCUUAUUUGAUAUUUUGAGAGGGAAUAGCCUGCUUCUUUUUCCAUUGCGAUGACUUCUUUAAGUAAUCUGUGUCAAUGUGAAUUGUAUAUGUUUUGUAUGUUACAUCAUUACAUAUCAUGUUAUAUAUAAAAAGAGUUGAAUGAUUCUAUUUUGGACCAAA